Molecule: messenger RNA, 1872 nt
Organism: Cornus florida
Lineage: Eukaryota; Viridiplantae; Streptophyta; Magnoliopsida; Cornales; Cornaceae
Exons: 4
Coding region: 1-1872 (623 amino acids)
Molecular function (GO): RNA-DNA hybrid ribonuclease activity; nucleic acid binding
Source: RefSeq, a predicted model, not a curated record
AUGAACUGGGCUGUGCUUAGGGUGGAUCUGGUUAAAGGUUUCAAUUCCUUUCUGGAAGGCAGUUUCUUUCCCAUAGGUCUCAACUCCACCAACCUAGUUCUGAUCCCCAAAGUUUCUCACCCUACUUCAAUGAUGGAUUUUUGUCCAAUUGCACUCUGCAAUGUGGCUUAUAAGAUUUUUUCAAAAGCCCUUUCCAAUCGACAGAAACCUUUUCUUCCACUUCUUAUUAGCGAAUCCCAGAGCGCUUUCGUCCCUAACCGCCUAAUUCAUGAUAACAUUGUGAUUGCUCAUGACCUUUUACAUGUUCUCAAAUCGAAAAAACAUGGGGAUUCUUGUUCUAUGGCGGUUAAAUUGGAUAUGGCAAAGGCUUAUGGUAGGCUCACUAGUAAUCUCCUCAACUUCUGGUGGAGUGGUGAAGCAAAAUCUAAUAAGAUUAAAUGGAUCAGUUGUGACACCCUUUGUAAAUCUAAGAAUGAAGGUGGACUUGGUUUCAAGAAUGUUGAGGCCUUCAAUUUGGCCCUUUUAGCAAAACUUACAUGGCGAAUGGAAACCGGAGAUGACACUUUACGCUUUAAAUCCUUCAAAUCGAAAUACUUUAAAAAUUGUAACUUUGUUGAUGCUCCUCACAAAUCCGGUGCUUCUUGGGUCUGGAAGAGCAUUCUUUCGGCAAGAGAGAUUAUUCAAAAAGGUAUGCGAUGGCAUAUUGGGGACGGAUCCAAGGUCAAUUGUUGGAAGGACAACUGGCUUCCUGCCACUUCAAACUUCUCUGUUACUUCAAAGAAUUUGGCUGCCACUUUUUCUUCUGUUGCAGACCUUAUUAAUCAUUCCUCUUACAAAUGGAAGUCCGAUUUAGUUUCUCAAUAUUUUAAUCUUCGGGAUCAGUCUUUUAUUUUACAAAUUCCCCUUAGUUCAAUCGGGGAGGCUAAUUGCAAGAUUUGGGGUCCCUCCAAGGAUGGCAAGUUUUCGGUUAAAAGUGCCUACUAUAUUACAUUAUCUGUUUUUUUUCCCAAGCCUCGGUUUGUUCCUCUUGAUGGUUGUAGUUUUGAUCCCGUUCGUAGUGGUUUGUGGAAUCAGGUGUGGAAAAUUCGUGCUCAUCAGAAAAUCAAACUUUUCCUCUGGCAGUGUAAUUAUGAGCGCAUUCCGGUGAAUAAUCUGUUUUUCUUACGUGGCGUUUUUGACAGGUCUUGUUGCCUAUUUUGUGAAUUGGAGGUUGAGACGGUUGAUCACCUUCUAUGCACCUGUCCCUUUGCUUGCAUGGUUUGGAAACUUAGCCCGGUUAGACUGGAUUUCAAUGCUGAUUUUUCUUCUUUUUGGCCUAAAAGAAAUGAUCUCAUUUUUAAACAAAAACGUUGGGAUCCCUUUGAUGCUGCUCAAAAAGCUCAUAUUGCUUUUCAAGAGUUUCAAGAGAUUUCUCGGCAAAAUCAACUGUUGUCACCUCCAUCUUCUCCUUCUUUUGUUCUGCCUCAGUUAUGGACGGCGCCGGCAACUGGAUUUUUCAAACUUAACUUUGAUGCGGCCUUCAACUCGGCUCGGAAGACUCGUGGGGGAGGUCUAAUUCUUCGUGAAUCGUUGUUGCUUGUUAAACACUGGGGGUAUAAAGAUAUGAUUGUGGAGGGUGAUUGCAAAUCAGUUCUGAAUUUUCAUGCAUCUGUUGAGGCUUUAAUGGUUAUUUUUAAUGAUUUUAAGUCUCUUCUUAAGGUUUGUGCGGGGUCUUCCCUUGCUUGGGUUCCUCGUCGAGGAAAUGUUGUAGCUCAUGUUUUAAGCAAGAAAACUCUUUUAGCUGAAUGUGGUGAUUUUGAGUGGAGCAUUUGGCCUAAGUGGCUGUUGGAUGCUCUCUUUCCCGAAUGUUCUUCCUGUUCUUUUAAUGGUUAA